CCUGCCUGAGUCACGGCUGGAGCUGGGGAGGAGCCGGGAAAGGAGGCCCCAGCCCAGAGUGCAGCCAGCGGCCGCAGGGAGAGCAGGCAGGGAGGCCGGAGAUCAUGGGGGAGAGCGCGCUGGAGCCGGGGCCUGUGCCCGCAGCGCCGGCGAGGGGCCCGGUGCACGCCGUGACGGUGGUGACGCUGCUGGAGAAGCUGGCCACCAUGCUGGAGGCGCUGCGGGAGCGGCAGGGGGGCCUGGCUCGGAGGCAGGGAGGCCUGGCGGGCUCUGUGCGCCGCAUCCAGAGCGGGCUGGGGGCGCUGAGCCGCAGCCACGACACCACGAGCAACACGCUGGCACAGCUGCUGGCCAAGGCGGAGCGCGUGGGCUCGCACGCGGACGCCGCCCAGGAGCGCGCCGUGCGCCGCGCAGCCCAGGUGCAGCGGCUGGAGGCCAACCACGGGCUGCUGGUGGCGCGCGGGAAGCUCCACGUCUUGCUCUUCAAGGAGGAGGCUGAAAUCCCAGCCAGCGCCUUCCAGAAGGCGCCAGAGCCCUUAGGCCCGGCAGACCAGCCCCAGCCUGGCCCAGAGCAGCCGGAGGCCGAAGUUGAGGAGAGCUCAGACGAGGAGCCUGUGGAGUCCAGGGCCCGGCGGCUUCGGCGCAGCGGGUUGCAGAAGGUACAGAGCCUGCGAAGGGCCCUCUCUGGUCGGAAAGGCCCCGCAGCACCAACGCCCACGCCAGUCAAGCCACCUCGCCUAGGCCCUGGCCGGAGGGCUGAUGGCCAGCCAGAAGCCCGGCCUGCCCUGGAGCCCAAGUUGGAGCCAGAACCUCCACAGGACACCGAGGAAGAUCCCGGGAAAUCUGGGGCUGCUGAAGCCACGGUGCUCCAAGUAGAGAGUGCGGCCUGAGGGCUGGUGCUGUCUGCUUCUCUUGUGCCUAUGCCUAGUCCCCAAAUAAAUCUCCCUCUCCCAAUGCAGCAUUCACGCCCAAAUAAGGAGUGAAUCCUGCACCCAUAGCCCAGCUCUGGCCUUCCCUUCCCAGUGCCUUCAGUUUAGCCUGCAUCCUCUAAAAGAGAAGCAGCCGCCCACUCCCCUUCAAUAAAAGUAAUGUCACCUAAUCCAGACUCCAUGUGAAGGGGUGGGAGGAAAAGGCUUGGAGGAGUAAGACAAAUGUGGGAACCUGGAAUGUGCCUUCAAUUUCAACCAGAUCAUUAUAUCGUUUCUCAGGUUCCCACUGAGUCUUGGGCACAUAGAAAAAACCUGCUGGCCAUUUGCUUCUUGAGCACUUUACUCGUGGAGAGGCAUCCAGUACAGUCUCUUGCUGUAGGUGCUCAAUAAAUGUCAACAAGUGGUUUUCCUUUUAGUUUCUUCUUCCUCUUCCAUCUCUUAAAAGUUGGGCUUUCCACUAUUCUCAGCCUUCUCUUUCUGGGUUGUCCUCUGUGAACAGACUGACUCCCAGGCUUUUGCCACCAGCCAUACACACUCCAAGACCACUGUCCUGAGCCGCAGUUGAAAUGUACCUCAAGUCAAUGUCCAAAGGAAGCAAUCUAUCUUUUAAUUAAGUUCAAUUUCAAUUUAAUAUUUAUUGAGCACUUAGUAUGUAUCAUUCAAAAUGGCAUCUCCUCUUGCGUUUUCUUUACCAAUGAAUGUCACCACCAUCCACACAGAAACCUGGGAGUCCUCCCUGGAGGACUCCCUCUCUCUCUCAAUGCCCUCCCCCAUGGAAACAGUUACCUCUGCAGUCUGACCACUUUUUGAAUACCCAUGGCCACUGCUCUGUUUUAGGCCUUAUCUUUCACCUGACCAUUAUUUGAACUGCCAAUCUGAUCCCAUCGUCCUCCUGCUUCAGACCCUCAGUGGCUCCCCAUCACCUUCAGAAUAAAGUCUGAGUUCUUGAAUAUUC
Messenger RNA from Felis catus (domestic cat), 1884 nucleotides. RefSeq names its product caveolae associated protein 3 (gene CAVIN3). The record is from RefSeq and is a predicted model, not a curated record. Gene Ontology annotation, molecular function: protein kinase C binding. Gene Ontology annotation, cellular component: caveola; cytoplasm. The transcript is spliced from 2 exons. Lineage: Eukaryota; Metazoa; Chordata; Mammalia; Carnivora; Felidae. Bases 105 to 890 code for a protein of 261 amino acids.